This is a messenger RNA of Oncorhynchus keta (chum salmon), 2553 nucleotides long. Its product is annotated as coiled-coil domain-containing protein 85A. The coding region runs from base 574 to 1797 and encodes 407 amino acids. Lineage: Eukaryota; Metazoa; Chordata; Actinopteri; Salmoniformes; Salmonidae. The transcript is spliced from 5 exons. The record is from RefSeq and is a predicted model, not a curated record.
GAGAGAGAGAGAGAGAGAGAGAGAGAGAGAGAGAGAGAGAGAGAGAGAGAGAGAGAGAGAGAGAGAGAGAGAGAGAGGAGGUUCUGCUAGUCACUGCAAUCACGCUCUCUCCAUCUAUUCACGCGCAGUGCACUUGCCUGGCGAUGCUACAGCGGUUCCUCCUCCCUUAUGUAUUGGACUGUACAGCUACAAGAGGCGGGAGAUGCGCAUCAGCAACCCGCUACCCGCCGAAGCUCCCUUCACUUCAGGACGGAAGAGACUAAAUGUGGAUGCAUUCAGGUGCAAACUUGCAUGAACUAAAAAAUAUUCCAUGCCGGGGUUUCGGGAUGCUAGAUAGUUGCACGUAGCCUUUUCUAGGGCUAUAUUUCACUGUUGGACGAGGGAUUCGGCGGCGUCCUCAGCUGUUGCAUUUGGGGGCUGAAGUGUCAGGCAACUAUGUGAUUUGAUUUCGAACGGUAAUUCCGGAUCAGUUUGACUUGUGCGGCUGAUGCGAGCGGAGGUUGACUGUUAGUGCCCUCUGAGUUGUAUUUCAAGCCUGUUGUCGCCGGUAUUCCCGACAACGGAACCGUAGGGAUGGAAAAAGCUAGUCAGCCACAGCUUUCGCUGUCCAUAACAAAGAGUGAAAGUCCAGCGGAGGACAUCUCAAAUAUACAGGACGAGGACCUUCUCAAGUGGACCAAAGAGGAUUUGGUGCGGCGGCUCCGGCGGUCUGAAACUGAUAAAAUGAGCGUGAUACUGGACCACAGCAAUCUGAUCCGCGAGGUCAAUCGCAGCCUCCAGCUACACUUGAACGAAAUAAGAGGGCUGAAGGACAUCAACCAGAAACUGCAGGAGGACAACCGGGAGCUGAGGGACCUGUGUUGCUUCCUGGAUGACGACCGUCAGAAGGGCAAGCGGGUGUCCAGGGAGUGGCAGCGACUGGGGCGCUACAGCGCCUCCAUCAUGAGGAAGGAGGUGACGUUGUACCUUCAGAAGCUCAAGGAGCUGGAGUUGCGGCAGGACGAGGUGGUCCGGGAGAACUUGGAUCUCAAAGAACUCUGUUUGUUACUCGACGAGGAGAAAGCCUCGGGCGGUGGAACUGGGAGCCCGGAGCAUCUCCAAAAGCCCCGGGCUGGCAGUGUGAGUGGAGAACGUGAGAUCCCCUCCAGCCCUGAACCUCCUCACCCCCAGGGCAGGCACCGUAGUACCAGCCUGGGUAUCCCUACGCCAUGCCCCAGCUCUGCCGGCCCCGCUGCGGCUCCAUCUCGGUGCCCGACCACACCCAUAGCGCCCGUUCCAUGCGGGGCUCAGCCCGAGAAGUACGGCCGCAACGUGGGACGCCGGAGCCCCGAGUCCCAGCACCCAUCCACCAAGCACCACCACCUCCACAGCUCCGACCUGCUUCUCUCCCAGAAACAGCAGCACCUCCUGGGGUCGGGUCAGGGCGGCAGCGCCGGGGAGCUCUACCAGAGGCACCACAGGGGGAGCAUCGGGGGCGGUAGCUGCUGUGGAAGCCCCGAGCCCAGACAGGCACAUCUAGGGUUGGGGACGCCAGAGCACCAGCACCAUGAGAAGGGCUGUGUGAUGUCAGCCGGGGGCAGUCCAGAGACUCACAGGCACCAGUAUAGUGGGAGUCCAGACCACAUGAAGUUCGGCAGCCCUGGGAGAGAGGCACAGAAGAGACCGGCCACCGCUGAAGAGCUGUCACCGCAUCACAGGAGCAUCUACAACGGCAUGAACGCUUUGAUGUCAGCUGGAUGCUGUACCACCAACUGUAGAAAUGUGAAACUAUGGGACAGCUUCGAUGCCUCUUCUUGACAACACUGCACCCCAGCUGGGAGGUUUGGGGUGAGACGUACCUCCUCAACAGCGGGAUAAGGAGGGUCCAACACUCCUGCUGCCCUGACCCAAACAGACACUAGGACAACUGGACACCCCUCUCCAAGAUCCUGAUGGUCUGUCCCAUCCGUCCUCAUAUACUACUAUGUUUUCAUUUCUACAUAUCUAGAGUUCGGGACAAUUUGGGGGAAAACUUGGGAAUGCUACUAGGACGGAUGGAUGGCAUUCCCAAAGACUGCCACAGCUAAAUGGAUGAGAGCGAGACUGGGUACCGUAUAUGAGCUCCCUGCCAACCACCAAGACAUGGCCUACCUCCCAGAGAGGGAAAGAUGCAGGGGAAGAAGUGAAAAGAAGGAGAGAAGAAGAGGACCACUCCUCUCAGCUCAUCAGUCUGGUGUUCUCUCUCUCUCUCUCUCUCUCUCUCUCUCUCUCUCUCUCUCUCUCUCUCUCUCUCUCUCUCUCUCUCUCUCUCCUCUCCCUCUCCUAUUCCUCCCUCUGCAUCUACCCUUUCUCUCUUAUUAUCUCUUUAUCUCUCUCUCCUAUUCCUCUUUCUCCCUCUGCCUCUCCCCCUCUCUCUCUCUCUCCUGUUCCUCUUUCUCCCUCAGCCUCUUCCCUUUCUCUCUUAAUCUCUAUAUCUUCCCAUUCACUUCUACCUUCUUCUUCUCUUUCCUCUCUCCCCUGCUUUCUCGCUCUCUCCCACCACCCCCUUUCUCCUUCCACCCCCUCCUUCCCCCC